This is a messenger RNA of Manduca sexta (tobacco hornworm), 1541 nucleotides long. RefSeq lists its product as uncharacterized. The coding region runs from base 104 to 1426 and encodes 440 amino acids. Lineage: Eukaryota; Metazoa; Arthropoda; Insecta; Lepidoptera; Sphingidae. The transcript has 10 exons. The record is from RefSeq and is a predicted model, not a curated record.
GUUUUAUGACGUAUCAUUUCAAUGAUUGAAAAUGAUUUUAAUCAAUCCAUUGAUCAUUAGGUUACUAAAUUAUUAAUUUUAAUUUGUUGCUAUAAAUCAGAACAUGAAUUCUUCUUCAUCUUCGAGUGAUUAUAGUUUUGACGAAUGCUACUGUAAUGGGGUAGACAGUAAUACCGAAGACCGCAAACAUGCGUGGGCACAUCCGUUCUUUUAUAACACAACUCAACCCUUGGUAUAUUACACUCAAGUACAACCUGCGUGUAAACGACAUACAAGUAGAGAAAUACGAAAAGAUAGCCCGAACUGUUUUGUGAAAGCAUUUAGAUGGUACACUCAGGAGCACGUUCCACCUCAGAGGAAUCAAUUUUCGAACUUCAACUCUAAUGUGACCGGAUUUGCGGCUUGGCUAGAUACAAAAUAUCUGCAAUUUGUACGAGAGGGUCAAUUAAAUCAAAGCUCCCAUAUUUAUAAGUUGCAGCAAACAUCCAGCCUGGAGGCGUCUAAAACUAUUAAACAAACCAAUUCCAAGACAAGGAGAAAAAGGCGCGUAAAAAGCCCCUGGAGAAAACGUCGAAAUCAAAACAAGGAAGGUGGAGAUAUGACUCUAAAAUCACACCAUAGCUUCGAAUACAUUCUGCAACCGAAAGAAAUGACUCGUAACGUCUCGGAAUGGUGUCAACCGACUCCAGCGACCUUACGUAAUCGGUCAAAUAUGACUAAUGUGUCUAAUGAAGUUUGCAAUUGCAAAAAACCAGCAACGAAAUCUCUUAGCUUAACGAGUGUUUACCAGGACAAUAAAUCUAACGCAACCUUCUUGACAACAGUAAUACCUGAUGAAAAAAAAGAUACUUUUAACAAGCCAAAAUUUACUAGAACUCUGACAAGGGAUGUGUCUUGCCAAUGUGUCUUAAAAGUAGCGUCAAAAAUAUCUACAGGAACUCAAUACGAAAACUCUUUCAUAAAUGUUUUAAGAUCAGACGAAAUUGAAAUAAAAUCAAAAUUGUUAUCCGAUGAGAUUCGUCAGCCGAGUAGUUUGAAAUCACUCGUUGAAAUUCCCAAGAAAGGCACUGUUAGAAAAAUGGUGCGGGAAUUUGAUCCGAGACGACAUGUAUCGUGUCAAUGUACUGAUAAAACUACUAAGAUUGACGUUUGUUGUCAAUGUGAUGCUAAGUAUAUAACUUGCGAUAAAUCGAAUUAUAGUUCCCAAGAAACAAGCGUCCCAAUAGAAAAGCGUCUUUCAAAACAACUUAAGUCAGUCACGACGAAUACUGUGAUUGGAUUAAAUUCCAAUAAAAAUUCUAUUCAUAAUGCAGCGCAAACGUCAGAUCAUCCUAUUAAUUUGGACAAUGGCCUUAUUCAGCAGUAUCCAUUUUUCAUGAGAAUAGUUUGCGCUGAUAAACUGUGCGAUGAUUGUAAUAAUGACUGAAAUAAUAAUAUUGUUCGUUUUUUUAAAAUUCUUAAUCAAUCCUGUGACCAGCUAGAUUACCCAGAUAUAUUUUGUAUAAAUUAUUAUUUUUAUGUUUGUGUUUUGUUCAUGUGCU